AUGCCGGUGCGUGCAUCUUUGUCAGGGGCUAGCCAGGAUUCAAUAACGUCAGUAUCAGAAGUUAAUGUUACUCGCGAUGUUCGAUCUUCUACUAGGUUAAACAUAGAUGCGGAACACGCUAGACCUAAUCAGAAUAUUCAAAGCUCUUCGGAAAAUAGCGAAGGUCUUGAUAAUCCAACACAUAGCUCUGCUCCAUCGCCGACAAAGCAGCUACAUAUCCAUGAUGCGAUCAUUGAAUCUGUCGCCACUGGUGGGUUCGGCACCUUCAUGGACAAUGUGUCUGAGCAAAACACGAAUAAUGAUGCUGUCCCACCCGGCACCGGAUCAUUGGUAAUUGGGUCGCAUAUAGAAAGCUGGGCCGGUCGUCAUUUCGUUGUAACCCAUUCGAGGAUAUGUCGAAAUGCCCUAGGACGGCCGGAGUGCUCCUCGAGAAGCCUCGGUCACAUGCCAGAGUUGGAUAAGUUAUGGGGCUGGCUUGGGCUCGACUUCGCAAGCCCCAAUCCGUUCGAACCCCUCGCAAGCUUACCGCUCCGCGAGAGUGUGCGGGAUAAGCUUGCUGCUAUCUCUCAGGCUCUCCUCCAAAAGGCCCUCAGAGUCCAUCAGCUUGACCCUGCCACGGCUGCUGCUAGUUACCCUUCCCCGUCUCCCGAUGGCAACUCCCGCGGGUUCCUUAUUCUCCCGCCCUCCGCGACUAUGGAACAUUUUCUUCGCGAAUAUAUGCGCAUCUUUGAGCCAUUUUAUCUUCUCGUUCCUGGAGGCGUUUUGGAUGCAAAUAUGCUGCUGAAUGGAUCUAAUGAUACGUCAUCUACUCUUCUUAUUCUGCUUAUGAUAGGACAGGGAGCUAUAUCAGAUCCUACAAAUGAGGCACGACGUCUGUCGGGUGGCUUAACGGAAAUCGUCCGAAACAGUAGAUUAUUCGAUGCUCAAGUUAGCCAUACGGAGUCCCUAGAACUUGACGAUGAUUCAAGGCACGUAGCCUGGCUUGAGCGAGAGAGACUAAUUAGGCUUACAUAUACAUGGGUCAUUCUUGACCUAGAACUCAGCCUGUUCCUCGAUAGCACCGCGCAUAUACAGAUAGCGGACCUUAACUUAGUCCUCCCUAGUCCUGCAGAACUCUAUCUAGCUUGUGAUACUGACUCAUGGAAGUGUGGAAUAAACGAUACACCGCUAAUACAGCCAUCUCUCCGUGUGCUAUUUCAGUGGUUCCUUACCGAUCAAGUUACAGGAGAUAGACGUCUUUGUCUAACACCCUCGGCGUUUAGACUAUUGCUCCAUCCCCUUUAUUCGCUUGUUAACAGUUUCCGCCAAGUCCUCAGUUGCUUUAGCGAGGGGCCGAACUCGCGCUUAUUCUCUCCGGUUACGAAAAGAUCUACCGAUGUUCGCAUGGAGGAAAUGCAGGUUCUUCUGCACCGCUGGUUUAGCUUGUAUUGUUCCCGUCUCCGUGAAAUCGAGCAGUCAGAUGUGUCUUUCAACCAAUUUCGGAGCCCAUUAAUGAUAGCAACUCUUAUCACUUAUCGUAUUAUCUAUCUUAACACAGUAACGGGCUUUACCGACAUCGAAAGCUUAGCUAGGAGGCGACUGAGCGACUCGAGACUUCAGCAGCUAUCUUCCACUCUUGUUGAACAGUAUAUCCAUUGUCCUGAUGAGGCUCUCUUACAUAUCGGUCAAAUCCUCUAUCUUCUUCGCUCACUUGAUAAGAAAGCCCGGCCACCGUGGUGGCCUGCUGCUCUUUACCGUGUCACGCUUACUCUAUGGGCGAUAAGUGUAUUCUGCGGAGCGCGGUGGAAACUUCUAUCAUCGACUCUUGUCCUAAUAGAUGUCGAAUCACGGGGCGACAACGAUGCGGUAUAUCGUCAUUUCCACUCCAGCGUAGGAGCAAGUAUCGCCGUAUCUAAUGCAGCAACAACUUCGGAUUCAUCUCCUAAUCACCAGGUUUGCAUUCCAGCAGUCACGGACCAAAGGGGUGGUGCCGAGCCGGUAGCAUUGGAUGAUCCCAUCCGAACACUGGAGACUUGUCUGUUAGCUUUCGGGGAUGGCAUUGCUACGAGAUUCUCGGAGGGAGUCCACACUAAGUUAAAACAGUUUUUGGUUAGUCGAUACAGCCUGAGAAACGGAUGA
Messenger RNA from Daldinia loculata, 2118 nucleotides. RefSeq lists its product as uncharacterized. NCBI's taxonomy places the organism in Eukaryota, Fungi, Ascomycota, Sordariomycetes, Xylariales, Hypoxylaceae. The record is from RefSeq and is a predicted model, not a curated record. Bases 1 to 2118 code for a protein of 705 amino acids. The transcript has 3 exons.